AUGAGCGUGUCGCAGUCGACGUGUCCCCGUGGCGCCCGCGUCUCCAUCGUGGCGUUCAGCGCUCGAACCAAGUACCUCCUACGCUUCUCCGACUACAGCGGCAAAGAGCAGCUGCUGCAGGCUGUCAGGAACAUCGGCCUGGAGCGGACCGCCAGCCGGAGGAGGCUGGGGGAGGCCAUGAGGUUCGUGGGGCACCAUGUGUUGAAGAGGGUGCGUUCCGCUCACACGCUGCAGAAGGUGGCGCUGUUCUUCUCUAAUGGACCGACUCAGGACCCGGAGGAGCUGGUUACCGCGGUGAUGGAGCUCAGAGCCAAUAACAUUGUCCCAGUGGUGAUGUCCCUGAGGACCGCCCCCAACGUGGAGACCGCCCUGAAGGUUGAUGAUUCGGGGAAAUCCAUUUUUUCUGUUUUGAGUCGAAAUAAAGAAGAAACUCUGAAGAAGAUCAAGAACUGUGCUCUGUGCAACGACCCCUGCAGCCCCUCCCCCUCCUGCUCCUUCCAGGACCGGCCUGUGUCUGUGGACCUGGACCUGGCGCUGGUCCUGGAUGGGUCUAGGGAGGUUCCUCAGGACCAGUUCCAGGGUUUUCAGGAGCUGUUGGGUUCAGUGGUUUCACAGGUGUCCCUCAGCCCGAGCCCUCAGAGACCUGGUCCAGGCCAGGUCCGGGUCGGUCUGGUUCAGAUGAGUGGGAACAGUCCUACCCUGGAGUUUGGACUGGACCAGUACCAGAACCAGGUGCAGGUCCAGGACCAUCUGCUCCACAAGGUCCAACAGAAGAGAGGCUCCUCUGCCCUGGGACUGACUCUGGACUUCACCCUCCGCCAGCUCCUGCUCAGGUCAGGUUCUCCCCCCCGGCAGAAGCUCCUCCUCCUCGUCCUGGGGACUCAGUCUGUGUCUCUGAGGGACCGCUCUCGCCUGGACUUCGUUUCCCAGCAGGCCUUGUGUGAGGGCGUGGCUGUUGCCGUGGUGACGGUGGGGGCGGGGCCUAACCGGACUCAGGUGGAGCGUCUGGCCAGUCCCCCGGUCCCUCAGCAUCUGGUCCAACUGGUCGACCUCAAAGGAGACCAGCGGGACUACACAGCAAGGUUCCUUCGGGUGUUACUGUCCAUGAUAACCAAGCGGGUGAACUCUUACCCUCCUCCUGCAGUCCAAAGGAGCUGCGGCCAGUUCACGGGUCAGACCGGACAGGGCCCUGUGAUCGUGGAUGAUCAGGAGGUGUUUGAGGAGGCGCAGGAGCGCUUCCAGGAGCACACAGGACCAGGACAAGUCCAGACCGGCCUGGGACAGACCAGUCUUGGACAGGUGGACCUGGUUCACACCUGGACCAGAGGAGACGGACAGACCUUUGAGACCACAGCUCAGAGCAACGCUCUCUGUGCGUUAGCCGUAGACUCAGGGGUGCAGUGUGGUAACCCCGUGCGUCGCUGGUACUUUGCCGCGGCCUUCGGUGCUUGUGCCCCCUUCUGGUUCGGAGGCUGUGGGGGAAACGCUAACAGCUUUAGCACGGAGCAUGAGUGUUUGAGGACGUGUGAGCGUAAGUGCAUCCGCUCUAACCUGCAAUGCACCAGCAACGCACCAGCAACUCACCAAAUAGUACCACCACCAGACCAUCAGCUAACCUGCUCACCAACUAGUACCACCACCAGACCAUCAGCUAACCUGCUCACCAACUAG
Messenger RNA from Knipowitschia caucasica, 1671 nucleotides. The record is from the annotation of a GenBank genome assembly. Lineage: Eukaryota; Metazoa; Chordata; Actinopteri; Gobiiformes; Gobiidae.